AUGGGGUUCUUUAAGAGGGGAGUGAAUAGGUUUUUAACGGUCAGCAGGACGCAUGUAAUGCCCCAAGUGUUGCAGGCGUACAUAGGCCACGGUAACCGCGCUUACCAUCAGGAGCGGUUGGGCAGCGGCGGGCUGGGUCUCGGCGGCGGCGGGUUCCGCGGCGGCGCGCAGCCCUCCCUCGCAGACUUCCAGCCGCCGUACUUCCCCCCGCCCUUCGCCCCCGCACCACACCCCGCCAGCCCUCAUCAUCAACAACAGAGCCAUGGCAUGGAGUACGGCGGCGGCGGCGGCGGCACGGCGGAGUACGCGCAGCACUACGCGCCGCAGCAGCUGCUCCCGCGCCACCACGCGCACCACGAGCCGCACGCGCACCUCCGCCACCACAGGGACCACCAUGAUAUACAUGCGCACCAUUUAUCACACGGAGGAUUUAGUUAUGGUGGCGGCGAGAGGCGAGCAGACUAUGGUGCUCGGGAACAACAUGAGUUGGCCCUACACCAUGCGCUACACUCCACGGAAGAAACGCCGAACGCUGGUAUGGACGACACCACGGGAUUCAUGACGGAUCUUCCUUUAUUAAAAACAAUGAAAGGUCGUGACGGGCUCGGCGGGACAGGUUCCUGUGCACCCAACGACGUGUUCUGCUCAGUCCCUGGUCGACUGUCACUACUAUCAUCCACCAGCAAGUACAAAGUGACUGUAGCUGAGGUGCAGAGAAGGUUAUCACCUCCUGAAUGCCUCAACGCUUCUCUUUUAGGUGGAGUUUUAAGGAGAGCAAAGAGCAAAAAUGGCGGGAGAUUGCUGCGUGAGAAAUUGGAAAAGAUCGGCCUGAACUUACCAGCGGGGCGGCGGAAAGCUGCCAACGUCACACUCCUUACGUCCUUAGUUGAAGCGGAAGCAGUGCACUUAGCCCGCGACUUCGGCUACGUGUGUGAGACGGAGUUCCCAGCGCGUGCACUCGCCGAGUACCUCGCGCGGCAGUACGCGGAGCACGACUCGAGGCGUAGAAGGGACCUGCUACAGGCGACUAAACAGGUUAUAAAGGAGCUGAUGGACUUGUUGAAUCAGGACCGAUCACCACUCUGCAAUACCAGGCCACCACAUUUACUAGAGCCGGCAAUACAGCGCCAUCUAACACAUUUCUCACUCAUCUCACACGGGUUUGGAGGUCCAGCUAUAGUGGCCGCGCUCACAGCUAUACAGAAUUUCCUCAACGAAUCUCUCAAGCAUUUAGACAAGUUAUAUCCUCAAAGCGGCAUGGUGUCAUCGUCGAUGGAUAAAACAAAAAUGGACCCUGACAUCAAGAAGUAACAAAUGCGUUACAGCAAUGACGACGGUCUCAUUAAAAAAACUCGCGACGAGAACAAACCUCUCGCGUACUGUUCAAGUAACAGACGAAAAAUGAAUCUAAACAUAAAAGUACUGAAUUUGACACUUGCCUUCAAAUCAGCGUUGUCAUCGAUUGUUAAAGUCAUUAUGUACGCACUCUAAGGCAAAGACGUGCCCAUCAUACAGCCAAGGCAUAAUGAUAUUAUCUCUAACUGCCAUAAAAUGUUCGCGCAGAAAAUCUUUGGAGAUUGCGUAUUUAUUUUUAUGACGAUCUUCGUUAGAGGCGACCCGCAUACAAAUAAAGUGCAAUUAUAAUACUCAUGAUUGUGAGAAUCUGUACAUAUAGUCUAGAAUUAAAACUAGUGGUUAAUUUAAGCAUUUAUAGCGAAUAAUUUUCAGCUCAACCAACAGUGAUUUUUGUAACUGCAAAAGAAUAUUUUUAAUAAGAAAAUAAAUAUUUCACAUCCACCGCAAUAAAGACACAUAUCAAUAAUGUACAUAGUAAUAAUUAUAGAACGAAAGUUUUAUCGUUUCUCACAAAAGUUUCAUACUGUUUUAGAUUAAAAAGAAAAUAAUAAAAACCUCUUUAGUUUUUAAUUAGGGUAUAGUUUUGCUAGCGACUCAAUGUGAAAGUGUGCCAAUUAGUUUUAAUUAUGGAAACACCAUAACGGGUUCCCGAAAAUUAAGUAUUUAAUUAAUAUUUAUUGUGGCUUGUACAUAAUACUUAUAAAAAUUACUAUUCACUUGCCUAUAAUUAGUUUUUUUUCUAAAAUUAUUCUAGUAUUCGACAUCUGUCUCUUACUCCAAUUAAUUGUAUUUAGUACCUAAAGUUAAUUUUAUUGCGUGAUAUUGUAAGUGUGAUCCUUCAUUCAAUUUUGUUUGUAUCAAAAUAGAGGUGGUCUAAACAGAAAAAAACUUUGAAAUACCAUGUACACACGGCUACACAUCGAGCUUUACAUAACCAGUAUAAACUGAACGUUAAAUGUGCGGAAAGAUGAUGCGACAGGAUUCCAGGACAAACUGGUUUUGUAUAGAUUGAUGUGUGGCCGUG
This is a messenger RNA of Spodoptera littoralis (African cotton leafworm), 2380 nucleotides long. The record is from the annotation of a GenBank genome assembly. Lineage: Eukaryota; Metazoa; Arthropoda; Insecta; Lepidoptera; Noctuidae.